CUUGCAGAUACAGUAGUGCGUUCAUUUUUCGAUCUGCAGGCACCUGGCUGCGGGGAGCUCUUUUGUGCUGUAGGCGGACAUCAUUGUUCAGCUAGAGCUGCAUGCAGCAGCCAGUUGAGUUGUGAUCGGGGUUUGUUUUGCCGUGUUGAACCUGCUGGUUGAGAUGCUCCGCGCUUGUACAAUCCACAAAGGCCAGUGCAGUCCUUUCCCCAGCAUACCUAAGGUUGCAGCAUUACGUGCUGGGGAUUACUGGCAGGCAGCUCUCCUUGCAACCCCUUUGCGCAACAAAGGAGCUAGCAGGUGGUGUGAGUUGUGGGGAAAUCAAAGCAUCUUCUCUGGAACAAAAUUGAGAAAAGCCGCUUACACAAAAGGGACCGAAGCAAGCGGUUUGCAAGGAAGCGUUCGCUGCACUUCUCUAGCAGAAGUCGAAAGAGUUGAAGGAAUUCCCUACACUUCUGGCAUGGCGCCAAAAGGUGGCAAAAAGGCGGCGCCGUCUCAGAUGCGGAAGAUGCUCCCCAUGUCUAUUCUUGAGGAGCACGUCUUGCGGUGGGAUGCUGAUGAAGCAUCCAGGAAGCAUGCUUUCCCCUCCUUAUCCUUUGCCGACGCUACAAAGCGGGAGACGGCACUGGAAGGGGGAGCCACAGGCAGACACGGUGCAGCAUUUGUCCCGCGCUGCAAGGAAAAGAAUGACAUGCAGAUCACAGAGAUGGAGUUUCCCUUGGGCACCUCCUUUUACGGUGGUGGUGAAGUGUCUGGACCCUUGGAGCGGUCCGGCACUCGCAUCUUUGCGUGGAACACGGACGCCUGGGGCUACGGCCGUGCCACCUCCAGCCUAUACCAGUCCCACCCCUGGGUGCUCGUGCUGCUGCCGGACGGGACCGCACUGGGCGUCUUGGCCGACACCACCAGGAAAUGCGAGUUGGACCUCCGCGAACAGGGCCUGCUGCGCUUCUCUGCCAGCGCCCCCUACCCGCUCAUCACUUUCGGCCCCUACCCAAGCCCGGACAAGGUGGUGGCGGCUCUGGCGCGGGCAACAGGUUUUCCUUUUCUACCCUCCCGCUGGGCACUGGGGUACCACCAGUGUCGGUUCAGCUAUGAGACUGCGGACAGAGUCAAGGAGGUUGCGGCCACCUUCCGGGAGAAGCAGAUCCCGUGCGACGUCAUCUGGAUGGACAUCGACUACAUGGAUAAGUUCCGGUGUUUCACAUUCGACAAGCUCAACUUUGCGGACCCGAAACAGCUGGCGGCGGACCUGCACGAGCAGGGCUUCCGCGCCGUGUGGAUGAUCGACCCCGGCAUCAGCGCUACGCCGGGCUACUUUGCCUACGACUCGGGCGCGCAGCAGGACGCGUGGAUCCUCAAGAAGGACGGCAAGCCCUUCAUCGGUGACGUGUGGCCGGGCCCGUGCGCGUUCCCCGACUUCACGAUCGAGCGCGUACGCCAAUGGUGGGCGGGCCUGAUCGCCGAUUACGCGGCCGAGGGAGUGGACGGCAUCUGGAACGACAUGAACGAGCCCGCAGUCUUCAAGGUGAUCAACAAGACGAUGCCGGACAGCAACGUGCACCGCGGCGACCCCGGCCUGGGCGGGCGGCAGGCGCACACGCACUACCACAACGUGUACGGCAUGCUCAUGGCGCGCUCCACCUUCGAGGGCCUGCAGCAAGCGCGCCCCGACCAGCGCCCCUUCGUGCUGACGCGCGCCAAUUACAUCGGGGGCCACCGCUAUGCUGCCACGUGGACGGGCGACAACCUGGCCAACUGGGAGCACCUGCACUUCAGCAUCCCCAUGGUGCUCAAUCUGGGCCUGAGCGGGCAGCCUUUCUCCGGCCCCGACAUCGGCGGCUUUGUGGGCGACUCCAACCCGCGGCUGUACGGGCGGUGGAUGGGCAUCGGCGCACUGCUCCCGUUUGCGCGCGGCCACUCCGAGACCGGGACCAUCGACCAUGAGCCGUGGUCCUUCGGCGCCGAGUGCGAGGCGGUGUGCCGCGCGGCCAUCCUGCGGCGGUACCGCCUGCUGCCGCACCUCUACACCCUCUUCCACCGAGCACACACGCAGGGCCUGCCCGUCGCCAGCCCGCUCUUCUUCGCAGACCCGGCGGACCCUACGCUGCGCGGCGUGGAGGACUGCUUCCUGCUGGGCCCGCUGCUGGUGGCCGCCUCCACGGACCCCGCCUCCCCGGCGGACCGCUCCCGCCUGACGCUUCCCAAGGGCGCCUGGCGGAGCUUUGACUUCGCCGACUUCCACCCCGACCUGCCGCUGCUGCUGCUGCGGGGAGGAGGCAUCGUGCCCGCGGGCCGCGCGAUUCAGCACACGGCGGAGAGCACGCCGGACGACCCGCUAACGCUCAUCGUCAGCCUGGACGAAAACGGUGCGGCGGAGGGCUUGCUCUUCGAAGACGAAAACGAGGGGUACGCGUACCGCUCUGGGGGCUACCUGCUGACCACGUACGAGGCCGUGAGCACGUCCGGGCAGGUCACGGUCCGGGUACAGAAGACGGAGGGCAGCCGGGCCCGGCCUCGGCGGAAGCUGGCGGUGCGGUUGUUGCUGGAGGACGGCGUGGAGGUCACCGGCGACGGCUGGGACGGCGAACCGGUUGCGGUAGCGCUGCCCAGCCCCCAACAGCUGCAGGCCAUGGUCGCCGCGCAACAGAACCAGCGAAAAACAGCGGUGGCGGGUCCUCUGAGCGAGGCCGGCGAGGACGAGCCGGUGAAGGGCGCGGGCACGACCAAGACGAUCGUGGAGAUGGCGAGCGGCGCGUGGCUGCUGCGCGUGGCGCCCUGGGCGGGCGGCCGCAUUGUGAGCCUGGUGCACGCGGGCAGCGGGCGGGAGCUGCUGGCGGGCACGCUGGACAAGGGCGGCUACGAGGAGUACACGGGAACCGAGUACCGCUCGCCCGGCUGCACCGAGCCGUACCGCAUCACCGCCCGGGAGGUUGAGCAGCUGGACGGAGAGGACGCUGUUGGCCUGGAAGCGGACGUGGGAGGGGGGCUCGCGUUGACGCGGCGCAUUGCCGUGCCGCGCGGCAUGCCCGACGUGGUCCAAAUCAAUUCUGCCAUCGAGGCCCGCAGCAUCGGAGCGGGCUCCGGCGGCUUUUCCCGGCUGGUGUGCUUGCGCGCCCACCCCAGCUUCAAGCUGGCCAACCCGGCCAACGCGGUCAUCAGCUUCAAGUCCGUCCGGGGGGACGACGUCGAGCUGACCGCCGAGUUUGGCGAGGCGACCCUCCGGGGCGACGACCGGCCCAACGGGGUGUGGACGCUGUCCAACAGCGAAACGGGCCUCGCAAUCGCCAACCACUUUGAGAUUGAUCAAGUUGCAAUCUGCUUCGUUCAUUGGGAGGCCACCAGCGUGAAUCUCGAGUUGUGGUCUCAAGAACGGCCAGUGUCCGCUGAAAGCCCCAUCCAACUCUCCCACUAUUACUCUAUCAAGGAGAUCUCAAAGUAAAGGUCGUGCAGGAAAUGGUGCGCUCAAGCUUAGCAGCGUUGUAAGCUUACAGAUACAGAAUAGAGCAGAUUACAACAAGUUGGCAAAGAAUUUAGCGGUCGUCUCAAUCGAAAAUGAGACUUCGUUUGGUCAAGCGGCAACAUUCAACCAUCUUCAAGUAUCACGCAGUCAUUGCACAGUCGGACCGGUUUUCCAUGCGACAUCGGUGGUACUAAGCUCAUGCAGUAGCCUACGGUUUUUAAUAUCAUUGCUGUACGUACA
Messenger RNA from Klebsormidium nitens, 3703 nucleotides. Lineage: Eukaryota; Viridiplantae; Streptophyta; Klebsormidiophyceae; Klebsormidiales; Klebsormidiaceae. The record is from the annotation of a GenBank genome assembly.